AUGUGCAGUAACGCGGGCAAUUGCAAUACAUAUGGCAAUAACCAACAAUGUCUAAAACCCGUAUUCAAGCAGGCUGAACUCUCUGAUGAUUGCAAACGGAUCGUGCUUACCGCAGUCCGCAAGGCCACUAUGCUCUACUGUCAUGAGGAUGAAAUGGCCAAGUGCAUUCGUAUAGAACUGAACGAGAAGUUGAAGGGUCUUUGGCAUGUAAUUGUGGGAAAACAUUUUGCCAGUUUCUUCACCUAUACUCCCGGGCUAAUGGCUCACGUACUAUACGGAGACAUGCAGUUCCUGGUGUACCAGUAUCAGGGAAAUGCGUAA
Molecule: messenger RNA, 321 nt
Organism: Dibothriocephalus latus
Lineage: Eukaryota; Metazoa; Platyhelminthes; Cestoda; Diphyllobothriidea; Diphyllobothriidae
Source: the annotation of a GenBank genome assembly